Octopus sinensis (East Asian common octopus) is the source of this 5737-nucleotide messenger RNA. RefSeq names its product eukaryotic translation initiation factor 2-alpha kinase. Gene Ontology annotation, biological process: protein phosphorylation. The transcript has 18 exons. The record is from RefSeq and is a predicted model, not a curated record. Gene Ontology annotation, molecular function: ATP binding; protein kinase activity; protein binding. NCBI's taxonomy places the organism in Eukaryota, Metazoa, Mollusca, Cephalopoda, Octopoda, Octopodidae. The coding region runs from base 529 to 3654 and encodes 1041 amino acids.
CGAGCUUCAUUCCGUGCACUUUGUUGCAUCGAGAUUCAUCAAUUUAGCAAUUCAUAGAUUUUAACGUUGGUCUCGGCUGUCGUGACCGACAAAUAUAUUAUAUUGAUAGUUUUUUUUAAUGCACUUCUUGUCAUUAUUUGCAUUUUUCACCGUGUAAUUUCAACCGAGGUGGAAUUAAAGGACGUGAUUUAGGUGGAGAGAGAGAAACAAAAGAAAACGGAUAUAUCGGAAGAUUGUUGUAGGUAACGUGAUAAGCAGUCUGAAUCAUGUAAAAUUAUUAUCAAAACAGCUCAUGUAAGCUAUACGAAUUGUAAAAGAAAAUUAACGGAUGCUAUUGUUUGUCAUAAACUUUUAAAUCCGGAGUUGAAACAAGUUACGAAAUCGACCGACACAGUUUUUAGUGUGACGAAAGAACAAAAUCCAAAUAGGACAUGGAUGAGUUUAGAGUUUAAAGCAGGUAAACCAGAAUAAGAGCAUCAGUGGACGACUAGGCUAGUAUUUUCUGACCAAGAUUAUGUACGAAUCUUAAUGGGUGGUUACAAACCAUCCCGUGGUCGGUUUUCGGGCUUUUCAUUAGCAGCACCAACAAUAAUAAACAUAACAUGCCUUUAUUUUGUUUUCAUCACGUUUUGUUUCUGUUACGGAACCCUGAAACCCAAUUCACACGACGAUCCUAAUGCAUAUCAACAAACCCAGUCAUGUCCCUGGAUACGGUACCUUUCCAGUAAUCAAGACAAAACUGUUUUCAUUGUCAGCACAUUAGAUGGCAGAGUGCAGGCUUUUGAUGUGAAGAACAAUGGAAAAAUUUUAUGGAGUGUCCAAGCUAAUUCUCAACCAUUACUAUCAUCUAGUAUCAGUAAGAUAGAGCUGUCAAAGAAUGGAGUGAAAACACGAUUAAUUCCCUCACUUGAUGGUGGUUUAUAUCAAGAGGAUGGCGCUAAUAUCGAACAACUUCUUAUAUCCUCUGAAACCCUUCUUAGUUCUACAUUCCGCAUCGAUGAUGAUACUAUGAUGAUAGGAGGGAAAACUAUUCAAAACUAUGGAAUUGAUAUGAACUCUGGACAACUUCGAUACACAUGUUCCGUGAAUGGAUGCCAACAAUUUGGUUAUACAGAUUCAUUGGGUGAAGAAGAAGAUUUGAUAGUUAUUACAAGAAACACUCAAACAAUACGAGCUGUUGACUCACGGAGUGGUUCGGAAAAAUGGAAUUUCAGUGUUGGUCACCAUGAUGUAAAUUAUGUUGGUUUGUUGCAAAACAAGCUGAUGAAGUCUAACACAGAAGUGGAUGACGCUUCUGAAAUGGAGGGAGAAUUGGAGAAUAACUUUGUAACAUGUCCUGAUGAAAUGAAUGAUAUUGUAGAGUCUUCACUAAAGAUUCUGGUACCCCAGGGCAUAAUAUUCUGUGUAUGUCCUGAUGAUCCAAAUCAGAUGCUAUGGCAACAUAAGUUGUCUUCACCUAUUGCUGGGGCUUGGCUUCUGCAUCAAAAUAAACUCAGACCUAUCAGUCUUUUCAGCAAGAAGAAUAUUCCAACAUUGCCGGAUAGUAGUGUGCCUUUAAUGUAUAUUGGACAACAUCAGGACCAGCCCUAUGUUCAAGUAUCAGACCAGAGUGUCGAACAAGUAGCUCCAAGACAAAUAUUCAAGCAUCUACCUUCUGUCGGCUGGAAACCAUAUGUAGCAUCCUCUUUGUCCAGAACUCCAGCAUUACGUUCAAAUACCAAUAACAAACCUCUGAUUGGCAGAAAAACGUUCAAGAAAAAGAACCCAACAGAUACUGCUGUUGCUGUUUGGCAUCAAAAUUAUCCAUUUGAUGAUGGUUAUUAUAUUUUCCCUGAUUUCAAAAUACUUUUUGAUGAGGAAAAGAAACAAAUUUCUGACGAUGAAAAAGAUGUUUCAGGCAGUUACUUCGAUUGGUGGAAAGAAAUUAUGCUUAUUACCAUUGUCUUGUCUGUGACAAUUCCUGUGGCUCUUAAUUACCGUAAUAAUUUAAAUAAUUUUGAUCAUGACCAACAUCACAUUACUUCCUCGGAGAAAUUUCCCAGUUCACAAGAACAGGACGAGACAAAAUCUGGUGAAGAAUUAGUUGUGUCAAAACAACCGAAAGAAGAGCUGACCCGACCAGGCUCAUUACAAGUUCCCAGUGAAAUCGAGUAUGUUUCCAAAUAUUACACAGAUUUUGAGCACGUCGAGAAACUCAGCCAUGGGGCUUUUGGGAUUGUCUUUGUAGCUAAAAAUAAAUUUGAUUCUUGUCAGUAUGCUGUCAAAAGAAUAUGUCUACCAAAAUGUGCAAGCAGCGAAGAAAAGGUAAUGAGAGAAGUGACCACACUUGCAAGUCUUGACCAUGCUGGAAUUGUUCGUUAUUUCCAAUCUUGGUUCGAGUGCCCACCUGUUGGAUGGCAGGAAAAGAUGGAUUUAGAACUGGGCAAUAACGUUUGUCUUACUCCAAGUCCAGUUACACAAACCACAACUCCCUCUGGUGUUACCUCAGAAAAACCCACUAAUCAUAUUGCUGAUUGUCUUUAUCGUAAUCCACUGCGACCUUUCAAUGAUCUCGACUUUUCCAAUAUUUUCCCAAAGACUAAUGGUGUUAGUGGUGGAUUCUCAAGUUAUAAAGAAAAUGAUGAGAGUGGUUCUUUCAGUAUCUCUGACACAAAUCUACAAAGUGAUUCCAAAAAUGAAAGCAGGCAGAGCAAUAGUAGCAAUGAAACCCAAAAUAAAGGAAUUCCUUUUCAGCAAUAUGCAAAAUCUGAACCAUCUUUGAGUAUAAUAUUCCAAGACUCAGGCUGUGAAGAGAAGGGACUAAGCAGUUAUGACAAUUCAGUACAACUGCCCUUUCCUAGCGAGAAACAAUUGACAGUUGAUGACAGUAAACCAAAAGACCAAGUGGCUUGUAAAAAAGAUGAUAAUGUCUCAAAAAACAAGAAAAACAAUAGUCCUAAAAUGUAUCUUUAUAUACAAAUGAUGUUGUGUAAGCGUGAAACCUUAAAAGACUGGCUCACACAACACACAGAGAAGCGGAAUCCUGAAGUUGUUUUAGAUUAUUUUGAUCAAAUUGUUGAAGCUGUGGAUUAUGUACAUAAGAAAGGAGUUUUGCACAGAGAUCUGAAACCUUCAAAUAUCUUAUUUUCUAAAGAUGGUUUAAUAAAAGUCGGGGAUUUUGGAUUGGCAACAGCCAUGACCAACUUUUUAGAGUCAGAAGCAAAAGUAACAGACGACUUGAAAGAAACAACAGACACUGAGGAAUAUGUAAAUGUAUCCUACAAACGACACACUGGUGGUGUGGGCACACAAAUCUACAUGAGUCCUGAGUUGAUUAAUGGAAAGGAUUACAAUGAAAAAGUCGACAUUUUUGCUUUAGGGAUGAUUCUUUUUGAAUUAUUUUACCCUUUUGAUACGGAAUCUGAACGUAGGAAAAAACUUCAAGAUGUAAAAAAGCGACGGUAUCCCGAUGACUUUCAUACGUUUAGUCCCGAAUGUUAUCAAGACGAAACAUGUGACUUGCUCAACAUUCUGCUUUCACCUGAUCCGGCCGAACGACCUAGUGCUCAGCAGGUCCUCAACAGUAGUCUUAUGAUAGAUUUUGCUUAUAGCAAAAUCCCUCGAAGGUUCCGAACACGAACACUAUCAAAUAGCAGCAGAGAAAAGCAAAGUUGAAAAAUGCUUGCUUAUGAAUUCUUAAUGUUUGUCAUGCCUUUCAUUUUUAAUUUUUAAGAACUUGAAAAAAGAUUUUUGAAUUUCAAUGGGUCCAGAACAGUUAAAACUUUCUUUUAAAAUUCUUUACAAAUGUAAUUAAAAAGUUGUAUAUACAUUUUUGUUAUGAAUCACCCGCUCACUCAGAGGAGAAUAGAAAAUAAAUCUAUAUUAUAGGUAAAGUGUAAAUGUUACUGUUUUAUGUUUUUUUACUCCUGUGAACCAAAAGAUUUGGAGAUUUUAUUUCCAAACAUUUGUGAUUAUCUGUAUGAUAUGUUUUGUCAGCUUGUAUUUACCAAAAUAGAAUGUUCAGAAAUCUUAAACAUAAUAGGGAAAAUUCCAUUUUUGUAAAUGUCAAAUUUAAAAAAAAAUCUUUUGCUGCCACUCUUAAACUCAAAAUUUUGUGAAAUUAUUUUAGGCAUUUUUAGUCAUGGUUGGUAACACCCACAUAAAUAUUUUUUUGUUAAAAUAUCACACUCUCUCUCUCAGAGAUAAACUAUUUCUUGCAUCAAGUUCUCUUUCAGUUGAUUUUGGUUAAUUAGCACCACUUAUAGUGCUGGUUGCUGAGUAAUUAUUAUUAUUAUUUAAAAGAAGAAAAAUUUUAUCUAUUCAAAACUCUUCCAAGUAUUAAAAAAAAAUUCCAUCAAUGGAUUAUCCAUGUAAAAGUUAGAACCUGAUUCUCUCCAGAACUUUCUGAUGCAGUCUUAAACUAUUCCAAGAUGCUGUUGGGACCAACUUUCAUUCUUCAUGGUCUGUAAACAAAAGUUUGAGUCAGUUCAGUCUGUUUUCUUCUUCCGGCCAACUCAAAAGGUUUUCAGUUGAAUAGUUUAAUAUUAAAGCUAGAGAUUAAAAAUCCAUUGAUACAGUUGCAAAUGCAGCAAUGUGGAAAUCGAACCGGUGAUUGUGUUACAUUGAGGCACUGUGACUCUGCCCAGGCACAGCAAAAGCUAAAGAAAUUGUCUUGCAGUUAUUUCUUGUGGUUAUUCUGCUUCCAUUUUGAUCCGAAAGCUAAAUCAUUUCAAUUGGAUCUUUAGUCUGAUUGAAAGAGGACCCCCCGCCUCCACUUUUUUGUUUGAAAGUGGCUUUAGGCCCCCCCCCCAACUCCUUUUUUAUUUGAGAACUUGAACCCAUGUAAAGAAUGAAAACCAAACCUGCAAAUAUAUAUUUUGAUGUUGAACAGGAUACUUUAGUGCAUCUAGUCAAGUUUUGAUUCAUUAUUCUUAGUUGAAACAUUGCUGUGGUUGAUUUAAUUACUAAAAUAAGUAGAUGAGCGAUAAGAUACUGGCACCAGCCCUUGGCAUUGGUUUUGUGUCUAGUCAGAGAAAAUCAAUAUUAAACCUGCAACUACCAGUUUGGGAAAUCUGGUUAAAAAACGUGUUUAAUAUGAAGGUUUUCAAUUGAAUUUUUAAAAAUACUUUUAAGUUUUAAGUAAAAAAUAUUUGCUGCUAAAUGUUUGAUUACAUUUUAUACUGAACAGUCAUUUCCCCCCCUCCAUACAAUACCCAGGUAAGGUCAGGGUUAAAAAAGCUUGCUUUCCAACCAUGUGGUUUGGAGUUCAUGUCCACUUUGCAGUGCUUUGAGCAACUAUCUUCUGUUAUAGUUCCAGGCUGACCAAAAUCCCUGUGAGUGGAAUUGGUAGAUGGAAACUGAAAGAAGCCUACCCAUCAUGUAAGGAGUGUAUGUUUGUACUCUUGUCUUGACAUUUUGUGAUGGUUGUGAGGGAUCAUCGUCAUACAAGGAAUUAACCCUUUUAAGAUUUGCACUAAAAACACCUCUGUCAUAUCCAGCCAACACUAAAUUACAACCGUCUCUUUGUACAUACUAGAUUGUCUGUCACCACAUCUUUAUACAUUUUACUCAACCUCCAUCCUAUAAUUUAACUAAUUGAAGUUCUGCCAGUCUAAAAUUUACUCUCUUUGUCCCUUUACACCUUUCUUUCAGCUAAAGAUUGUAACCCUAAACCACUAUGUCAAUGAGGAAGCCUCAGUGGAGUCGCAUGACUUACUAGAAAAAGCAGCCAAAUUAUCUUAGCCCACAUCCUACCAUC